UGCAAGCUGAGCUCCGGAGGAAGAUGCUGCUGCUCGGGCUGAUGCUGCUGCUGCUGCCCGGCUCUGAGGCCGACCCUCCCGGGGAGAAUGUGCCCGGCGCCCCGCUGGUUCUCCCGGUGCUCCGCGGGCCGGGCCUGGAGGAGCGCGGGGCUCCGGUGGCGCUGCCCCGGUCCGCGGUGGAUCCUGAGGCCGGGCCCGGGGACCAGGAGGCCGGGGAGGAGGAGCCUCAUCACGGCGGGGGGUUCCGGGUGGUACAGUGGGAGUGGAGCUACGUGCAGACUCCGUACAUCAUCGCCUGCUGGCUGCUGGUGGCCAGCGUGGCCAAGAUCCUGUUCCACUUCUCGCAGCGCUUCACCACGGUGGUUCCUGAGAGCUGCAUGCUGAUCCUAUUGGGCCUGGUGCUGGGGGGCGUGGUCCUGUUAGCCAAUAAGAAGCAGCUGUACCAGCUAGAGCCCGCCCUCUUCUUCCUCUUCCUGCUGCCCACCAUCGUUGGAGAUGCCGGAUACUUCAUGCCGGCGAGACUCUUCUUCGACAACCUGGGCGCCAUCUUGCUGUACGCCGUGGUGGGAACGCUGUGGAACGCCUUCUGCACCGGGUUCUGCUUGUACGCCGCCAAGCUGCUGGGGGUCAUAGAUGAGCGUGUGGAGGCGGGGCUUAUGGACUUCCUGCUCUUCGGCGCUCUGAUCUCGGCGGUGGAUCCGGUCGCAGUGCUCGCCGUGUUCGAAGAGGUUCACGUCAACGACACGCUGUUCAUCAUCGUGUUCGGAGAGUCGCUGGUCAACGACGCCGUCACCGUGGUUUUAUAUAAAGUGUACAUCUCCUUCGUGGAGGUCGGGGUGGAGAACGUCCAGACGGUGGAUUACUUUAAAGGAGUCGCCUCCUUCCUCAUCGUCAGUGUUGGAGGGACUCUGGUUGGUCUGGUCUUCGCCGUUCUGCUCAGCUUCCUCACUCGUUUCACUAAGAAGGUCCGGAUCAUCGAGCCGCUCUUCGUCUUCCUGCUCGUCUACCUCGCCUACCUCACAGCCGAGCUCUUCUCCCUGUCCGCCAUCCUGUCGAUGACGUUCUGCGGGAUCGGAGCUAAUAAAUACGUGGAGGCGAACAUCUCCCAGAAGUCCAGAACCACCGUGAAAUACACGAUGAAGACUCUGGCCAGCAUCGCAGAGACCAUCAUCUUCAUCUUCCUCGGCAUCUCCGCCGUGGACAAAUCAAAGUGGGCCUGGGACACGGGCCUGGUGUCCUGCACCCUCGUCUUCAUCUUUGUCUUCAGGGCCGCAGGUGUGAUUGGUCAGACGUGGGUUCUGAACCGGUUCCGGCUCGUCCCAUUGGAUAAGAUCGAUCAGGUGGUCAUGUCGUACGGCGGCCUGCGGGGGGCGGUGGCCUUCGCUCUGGUGGUUCUGCUGGACGGAGAACACGUGAAGGCUAAGGAAUACUUUGUGGCCACGACCAUCGUAGUGGUCUUCUUCACCGUCAUGUUUCAGGGUCUAACCAUCAAGCCUCUGGUGAACUGGCUCAAAGUCCCUCGCUCCACCAACAGGAAGCCCACCAUCAACGAGGAGAUCCACGAGAGGGCCUUCGACCACAUCCUGACAGCAGUAGAGGACAUCGCAGGUCUGCAGGGAUAUAACCACUGGAGAGACAA
Molecule: messenger RNA, 1639 nt
Organism: Trematomus bernacchii (emerald rockcod)
Lineage: Eukaryota; Metazoa; Chordata; Actinopteri; Perciformes; Nototheniidae
Gene: slc9a5
Product: solute carrier family 9 member A5
Biological process (GO): regulation of pH; proton transmembrane transport; sodium ion transport
Cellular component (GO): membrane
Molecular function (GO): sodium:proton antiporter activity
Source: RefSeq, a predicted model, not a curated record